AAGCGAACCGACAUUAACAGUGUGUUGUUCACUAUGUAUACAUGCGCUGGUGUUAUGAAACAGUUCUACUGUAUGUUUUAUAAUAAUAACUAAGAAAAAUGAAACUGGCUAUAGUUAUAAUCAACGUCGCCUUGGCUAUCUACUUCCACUAUGCUUGGUCCUUCAACGGCGAGCUGGCCGAAUUGGAGUGUCCCGAUGACUGCGACUGUCACUAUUUCCGGGUCAACUGGGUCACCGAUUGCUCCGACAGCAAUCUGACACAGAUUCCUUAUAAUGAGUUGAGCCCUAACGUAUACGUUUUGGACCUCAACGAUAACUUCAUCAAGGAUGUGGAGCCCUUCCCUCCCGAUUUCAAAGUGAGGAGGUUGCAACUGUCUGUCAACUUGCUAACUGAGUUGAAGAAGCAGUCAUUCGCCGGUUUGCAUUAUUUGAUCGAUGCCGAUUUCUCCUACAACGUGAUCAAGAGGAUCGACAUAGAUGCCUUUGACGACUCUGCUGGUUUGAUAAACUUAGAGCUGCAAGGAAAUCCUUUGGAAGAGGUUGAGGGACCUUUCUUAAUUAUAAAAUCCUUGCUCUAUUUGGACAUCAGUAAUUGCAGCUUGAGAAAUUUAAACGACCAAUUCUUCAACAAUUUAACACAUUUAGCCACCUUGGAUUUAUCAGAGAAUCCUCUUGUUUCUAUAAAUAAUAACGUAUUCGAUCCAUUGAACAGUUUGGAAACUUUGAAGAUGAAUAAUUGUAAUUUAACACAUAUCGCGGAUCAUGCGUUUAGAACUUUAAAAAAUCUAAAAAAUUUAGAGUUGAGUGGGAAUAAUUUCUAUGAGACAAAUUGGGUGGCAGUUUUGCGAAAUUUGGUGCUUCUGGAAUAUGUCGAUUUAAGGAACUCUGGUAUAACAAGUUUGUCAGGUGAUCUCUUUGACAAUAACCAAUAUCUGCGCACACUAAUUUUAGCAGAGAAUAAUCUAGCCGGAUUGAAUGUGGGACAAACUAUAGGGAGCCUUCAGAACCUUGAUACUCUAGACUUAUCUGAUUGCAACUUAACCCUUCCCUUAUCGGAAGAUGCAUUUGCCAAUGCUACAAAAAUAAGGAACCUGUAUUUAUCGGGCAACACGUUGUUCGCCUCUGAUUUACUGUUGGCCCUAUCACCUCUAACAAACUUACACAAACUCUCUUUAAGCAAUUGCGGUCUAAGCCGGUUGCCAGAUACAUUCGAUAAAUUCAAAAGUUUGCAAGAGUUAGACAUAUCUCACAAUCCACUGAACGACGCCUUCGUAAAGCUACUGGCUCCCCUGGAAACUUUGGAAUAUCUAAACAUGGGCUACAGCAACUUAUCCCACCUAGCUCCGGAGUCCUUCUCGAAGAUGACGUCCAUGCGGCGAUUGAUUUUAUCGGGCAACGAUCUCAACAACCUCGAGGCAGGCCUGUUUGGGAAUCUGACCCAUUUGGAAAGUUUGGAGUUAAACUUUUGCGGUCUCCGCCGUCCACUCAACGCGACGUUGUUCUUUAACAAUUUCACCUACACAGACUUAACGGAACUUCAGCUGGCUGGAAACCCGCUUCAUGUUUCCAAAACAGGACCGCUCCUCCCCAAGCAACUUUCCCGACUACAAACUUUAGAUCUCAGCAAUUGCAAUCUAACAUUCCUCCCUCCUAACGCUUUUCAUUGGACGACAAACAUUACCAACCUCAUCCUAGCCGGCAACCACUUUGCGUCGCCGAACGAUUUAAGAUUCCUCGAAGUCUUGCCAAUGCUUGAAGUUCUUGAUUUGAGGUAUAACAAUUUAACAACUUUCUCACCCAAAGAAAUAACUUUGAAUCCCAACGUUGAGAAACUUAAACUCAUUGGCAAUCCUUGGAGAUGCGACUGCUCUGUAGCUAACCUCUGGGAUUGGGCUAAUAUAGAGAAAGGAAACCUAGGAAUUCUAGAGGGCUCAACGCUGACGCAAGAACACGUUUCUGUGGGCAAAACUAAAAAAAAGAAACUUCUCAUUUGCAAUUACGAUACUGGUACCCAACCAUUCACCAUCGUCAUGAACAAAACAGUACCUGGUCGUAGACCUUUCAUUAAUCCACAGCGCACAUUGACAGCAACCAACCGUACGUGGGCCAAAUACGUUCGUGAGUCUGGUUGUGAGCCGCAGCCAAACUUGCAAAGAGUCGCUAGAUCUGCUGAUGGAUAUGUCAACGUUAUUAGCGAAGACGGUGUUAAGAUGAGGUAUGCAAGACAUGGUCCCAAUACUUGGUCCGCCGCAGCUAUAAAUGCAAUUGUAGUCUACGCGGCCCUUAUGGCUAUUAUAGGCGUAGCCUUUCUGCUAACUAAGAAAAAACGUAGUAUAAGAAUGACAGUUACUACGGAUAAAACCAACUAGGUAUGUUACAUAUUUUUUAUAUUAAAUUAGUAUUAUUUUUUAUUCGAUUUUGUGAUACUUUCUUUUUGCUUAAAUACGCCUUUGUGUAAUGUCACUAUUUUUUUACAUUCUUUUGUAUUUGUACUGCAUUUUUCUGUCUCUAUUGUUUCCAUACCUCCACGUAAAUAUUUGAUCUGAUUUUAAAUAUACUUGAUAUUUGAGAUACUUAAAGAAUGACUGAGAUUUUAAUUUGUCACAAUUUUUUUCAGUAUAUACAAAUUUUUUUAAUAAUUACCAGUUCAUUUAUAAUAAACUUUUGUUUUUUCUGUUUCUCACAGAAAUCUAAAAUAAUUUUGAAAAGUUGCAAUAUAUGUUACUAAGCUGUCAUAGACAAAAAUUUCGUUUAAUAAAUAGCACAAAUAAGUAAUUCACUAUAAAAGACUUUAAUCUACCUCUCAGUAUAUAAUUUUUGGAGAUAAUUCUCAUUUAAAAAGAACCUGUUCAAAUCUUUGCUUAUUCGAAAACUUGUGUAGCUAUUGGCAAUUAUUUAAUUUUCGUUGUUAGUCAUUACAACAAAAACCCAAUAGAGUUAAACUACUAUUAAGUUAAAAAAGACUGUAUUUGUUAUGUAUGUAUUGUAAACUAGUUGUGGUUGGAAUUUUUUACCGCCAAAUAUAUCUGUAUACCUAUUACUACUACAUUUUUAAUGACUGUUUUACAACUACAAUCUAUUCAUGAAGAAAUUGCAAUACACCAUAAUCUAGAAUGUGUUUCAACUUUCCUCAGUUUUUGAGUGAAUUUCAAUAAGCAGUGGGGUUAAGUAUUCGUCUAUAUAAAAAAUGGGACUACCUAUAGGUAGUACCAUAUAAUAAAUCUGACCUCGCCAAAUUAGCUUUUAACUAAUUGUAAGUCAAUGACUUUAUUAAUAAAGAACUGCGUGUUUAAUCGUGAAUAAAUUGUCAAUGUAAAACAGUCACAUCAGAGUAGUUAAAUAGUUGUAAUUUAUCUACAUUAUUUUAAUAUGAAUAAAGUGUUGAAUACUUUUUUAUUUAUAUAGUAUAAUUAAUACGCGUAGGACACCCACUUUCUAUCAUAAUAUUUGCACCUGUAUACAUGAGGGUUAGUCAUUUGAACCCUCAGCUAGGUACGGUCUCGAGUUUGCAUCGAUUUGAAAAAAAAAUCGAUGCAUUACUUUUGAGCGACACUGUACGUGUACGUGACCAAUGUAAUCAGAUAUCUUAUUAUAUACCUAAUAUACGGUGCAAGGCACCCUAAACAUAGAAAUAAAACUGUCAAUUUGUUUAAAAGCAAUAAAAAUUUAUAUAACUGUAA
Molecule: messenger RNA, 3680 nt
Organism: Anoplophora glabripennis (Asian longhorned beetle)
Lineage: Eukaryota; Metazoa; Arthropoda; Insecta; Coleoptera; Cerambycidae
Product: leucine-rich repeat-containing protein 15
Exons: 3
Coding region: 99-2369 (756 amino acids)
Molecular function (GO): protein binding
Source: RefSeq, a predicted model, not a curated record